GCAGCUCAGCAGCCUGACCCUGAGAUGGCCACGCAAGAUGAGAAAAUCAAGUGGGUGGAGGGGAGCCCUUUCAUGGUCGAUGGCUUCCGUUUCACGAACCCGCGAUGCAGACACUAUUUACUGACGCAUUUUCACUCAGACCACACAACAGGGUUGUAUAAAUCAUUCUCCGCCGGUAAAAUUUAUUGCUCUCACGGCACUGCAAACCUGAUCGUCGAACUAAUGGGGGUAAACCGGGAGCGUGUGGUGGCCCUCCCGAUGGACACGCCGGUGCUUGUGGCUGGGUUCGACCUGACCUUAAUCGACGCCAACCAUUGCCCCGCGGCAGUCAUGUUCGUCAUUCGCGAUCCCCGUCCAGGGGGCCGCACUACAUUACACACCGGUGAUUUCCGAGCGGCUGAAAGCGUCUGCAGAAACCCCGUGGUCAAGUCUUUGAAAGGAAGACUAGACUCGCUCUACCUCGACACUACCUAUUGCGGACCGCGUCAUACUUUUCCGGAUCAGUCCGAGGUGCUGGCACAGGCCACGCAGCUCGUGCGGAUGGAGCUUCAGCGGGACCCAAACACCCUCUUCCUAGUGGGGACCUAUUCCAUCGGAAAGGAGAAAGUUCUCGAGGCGGUGGCCAAGGACACGAAUUCCCCCGCGACGCUGCGGGAAGCCUUGACCAAGGCCAGGGCGGGCGGCGCCCCGUUCACCAGCGUGGUGGGUGUGAGACCGACGGGGUGGACGCACACGAACGCGCGUAAGGGGGGAGGGGGGGGAGGUAAGGCCGGUAUCAAGUCUUCGAUUGGAGGGCGGUCCGCGUCUGCCGCUGCUGGCGGUCCGGCGGUAAGAUCCGGAGCGGAGGAACGCGAAGAAACAGGAAAAGAGGGCUCCGGGAUCACUUCCAGCAGCAAACCACAGGAUAGUGUUGGCGAUGACAUCAGCGGGGAGCCUGAGUUACUAUCUGAGUGGGAAGACCAGGACGAUGAAGCGGCGGCAUGGGGAGCUGGAUUAGAGGAGGAUGGGAACGAGGAGACCAUGCAGGUGACGGCGAACGGCGUGGGUGUCGUGCCGCCUCCGUCGAGCUCGUCGAGCUCGUCAUCCACUGUUGCUGGUCCAGCGGUAGGACCAUGGACCGGAAAGAAGCCGUGGGUGGAUGGCGUCGCGAGAGUUUACUCGCUCCCGUACUCGGAGCAUAGCUCCUUCACCCAGCUGAAGGACUUCGUGCGAACCGUUAGGCCAAAGAAAAUCGUCCCUACUGUCAACGCAGUUUCUUCGGCCUCGGUGGAGAAGAUGCUCAGCCAUUUUUUGGAAUUCAUGGACCUGUCCUCGGACCGAAAGCGCCUGGAGUCGUACUUUUGCAAGCGUGACCCUCCCAGUGCAACCGCUUCUCGAGGCAUCGAUAUGCUUUCUUCUUCCGGCGCUAGGGCGUCGAAUCCGUUCAGUUCCCCAGCUGAAAAGCGACGAAAGAACGCAAACAGCUCUACCGGGUGGCCGCCGAACCUCUUCCCCGCCGAAAAACCUUCUCGUCCACCGUUGAAGGCAGCAGAAAGAAAUCGUCUCCACGAAAACGACGCGACAUCUGGUACUACGCUAGACGACUAUCCAUGCGUCCCGAGAAGAGAAGGGGAAGCCCUGCGUUCGAGGGCGGGGGAGCAGCCUUGUGGUGAUGCGGGACGUCUGCCAGAAGCGACAAUGACCGCCGAGGCGGCAGUUCCGGCGGCGAUGCCUGCCCGGUCUUUUGUAGCUGAUGCCGGCGCGCGUGCCGCUUCCACGCCCUCCGCCGUUGAGCUGGAUCUUGUUGACGUGGAAGCGCAAAAGGCCAUCAUGGCUGACAUCGAGCGCCGAAAGCGCGGGCAACAGGAAACAAAGGCGACCGGAGCCCACACUGCGCAGUCCGGAGGCAACUCGCGGGAGAGUAGAAGAAAAAGUACGCCUGGGUCCGGGCGGAAACGAACCAACUCUAGCACCAGAAGCGACGAUGGUCGCCCGGCGGACGCUAACUUGCGAGGGUUUUUCGGCGGCAAAGUCGUUUCGGAUGCGAAGGGGACGAGAACGCUUGCGGAGUCGGUGGGUGGAUGCAGAGGCCACGAGGUGCUGACGAUAGACGACGAGGACUGUGGCACGGAACUGCCGGAACCCAUGGAUAUUCGCGACUUUUUCUCGCGGCGUAAAUAAGGCUGGCGGGCAAACCGGUCAACUCGUAGGGAAUAGCGAAGGAUAUGGUCCGUGGACGAGGCCUCGCGGGCGAUAGAAACGGGUGCCCGUUUUCGUCUCCGUCACAGCUGCAGUCUCGACCGUCUACUCGACAACCUUCUUGCCGGUUUGACGACGUAGGCUCCUUCCAUAGCCGGUGUCCACGGAUUGUACCCUUUCGGGGGGUUCCUCGAUUGCCAUUCUGAUGUGUCUUUGGACUGGUGCAAAGCGGAUCUCCCGUGUAUCUUGUUGCAGCUAUAUUAAAGGCGUGGGUGACCUCCUGAAGAAGGCACAGUGCUAUCACAACUUUGAGGUU
Molecule: messenger RNA, 2494 nt
Organism: Ectocarpus siliculosus
Lineage: Eukaryota; Phaeophyceae; Ectocarpales; Ectocarpaceae
Source: the annotation of a GenBank genome assembly